UAUUUCCAGUGUAGGGUGUAAACAAUCUGUAUUUUUUGCACAAAAGAACAACAAAACAUUUGCGACAGGGCAUCGCCAAUAAGUAGUAUUAACGAAGUGAUUUUGUUUAUUAUAAACAUUUAAAUAUGCAAUACUGACCGAUACAAUGUCGAUAUUCAAUCUGGAUAAAUUUCCGGCAGUUUGCCGAGUUUGCAUGAAACCAGAGAGCAGCAGUAUUAUGCUACCUGUAGAUGGGAGUUUUCGUAAUCUUAAGAAAAACAUUUGUGGUGUAUUAACUGAUAUUACCUAUCAUAUUCCCAAGAACAAGUCUGACUGUCUGCCGCAAUCGAUCUGUGAAGUUUGCUGCGAAGAGUUGGAGCGAUUUGUGGCCUACCGAAGCAGACUGAUGUUAACUCUUCGCUUUAUGGAAGCUUUGCUGGACCUUCGAGACUCAAACCCGCAACCUUUGUCAAAUCUGUUCGAAACGAGCAAAGCAGAACUGAACGACUUUUUCAAAAACCUUGAUCUCUGCAAUAAGGAGGACCCUGGGUUUGAGGAUCUGUUGAAGGAGUUUUCGUCAUACGACACGGUAGUGGAAAAACAACCGAUUGUUAAAGUGGAAUUUUUAGAGUCAGCGAUAGAUUUGCUAGACGAAUCACAAUUGAAAGACGAUGAGAAAUCUGAUAGUGGCUCUGAUAAUUUAGAUUUUAAGGACAAUGCUGAUUAUGAAAACAAUCUUAAGAGUGAUGAUGAUUGGGAGUCGAAUGAGGAAACGCUUUGCGGCAAAUCGCCAGCGAGAUACGAAUCUAAAAAGAGGUCACUACGCAAAAAGAAGCAGAGUAACUCUACGGCAAAGAAAAAGAAAAAAGAAAUCUUAACAAGCAGCGAAAGUGGAAACGACAUGGGCAAAAAGAAACGAGGUAGACCCAGAAUCCAUCCAGAAGGGACAUAUCUCAAGGAACCCUGGUCUUGUGAAAAGUGUAAAUUCAGAACAAAGUAUCGAAUGGCGGUAGAACGGCACAAAGCGGUCCACUUGAAGCGCGAGAAUCGAACCUACACCUGCACGGAAUGUGGGGAAGUCUUUAAAACCUACGACGAAAUGAGAAGCCACAGCAUGAAUCAUCCUGAAAACCAGGUGGUAUGUGAGGUGUGUGGAACGGCGCUGAAAAAUGCCUAUUCACUCAAAGCUCACAUGGAGCGCCACGAGGAUAGCAGGAAAUACUGCUGCGAGUACUGUGAUUAUGCGUCUAAUACAAAGCUCGCGCUUAAGGCACAUAUGAGCAUUCACACCAAGAACGGCUGGAACAAGCGCUGUGAUGUCUGUGGGGUUGUUUUUCGAACGACAAGUCGUUUGAAGCGCCACAUGGAAAGUCAUGACAAUGAACGGAAGUAUGCUUGUGAACAGUGUCCGGUGCGAUUCAACACGACUAACGCGUUGAGAAAUCACUAUAUUCGAGUUCACCUAGCAAUACGCCAUGCUUGCGAUUAUUGCGAGAAAACUUUCGACCAGAAAAUCGCUUUGAGGGAUCAUAUUGAGCGAAUACAUCAUAUACAAUGCACUUUUAUUUGUGACAUAUGUGUUAUCACGUACGACAGCAAGCAAAAACUGGAUGCUCACAAGAGUCGUCACAGUAAUCCCAAACCAAUGGAAUGUAGUGUCUGUCUUACUUUGCACCUGAAUCAAGACGAUUUCAAUAAGCACCUGUGCAUAACAUAUCGGCAGGAUUACCAAUGCUGUAACAAGGAUCUGCGCAACUACAUCCAAUACAAUAAGCAUAUGAUGGUGAAACAUGGUCUGCGAACAAAUGCGCGGGUAAAGCCAAUCCCGGGCGUACUGUUGGGUGAGCUCAGAGCGGCCCGGAAGCGACUGGAGCAGUGUCGCAAAUGCGACAUCGCUUUUCCAUCCAGGGCGCUUAAGUUGCAACAUAUGGCCGUUUGCAGUCAGCAAAAUCAACCACAAGCUUCCGCCGAUGCGACUACCACUGGCGGGACUGGUAGCUUGAGCUUUUAGGAAUAAUGCAUGCCUGUACUUCAAUGGCAUGAACGAAAUGUUUCAGCAUGUGAAAUAUAACUAAAUAUAGCCAUAUAAUUUACAAAUAGGAAAAUGCUUUCAGUUUAAUAAUUUCAUAACUACUGUGCUUCCUACCCAUUUCAACAGUAAUUGUUA
Messenger RNA from Wyeomyia smithii (pitcher-plant mosquito), 2146 nucleotides. Its product is annotated as zinc finger protein 141-like. Gene Ontology annotation, biological process: regulation of transcription by RNA polymerase II. Gene Ontology annotation, cellular component: nucleus. The transcript has 4 exons. The record is from RefSeq and is a predicted model, not a curated record. NCBI's taxonomy places the organism in Eukaryota, Metazoa, Arthropoda, Insecta, Diptera, Culicidae. Bases 146 to 1990 code for a protein of 614 amino acids. Gene Ontology annotation, molecular function: DNA-binding transcription factor activity, RNA polymerase II-specific; RNA polymerase II transcription regulatory region sequence-specific DNA binding; zinc ion binding.